AUGAUUUCUAGGCUACGACCUCUAUCAGGGCCCAUAGCCGGGCGGCGGCUAGCGUUGAGCCUGCGCGUUCAGCAAUGCAAUCUUCAUGUUGACGGCAGAAGCCGUGUUUCAAAUAUCUGGAUCCCUACAGGUGGUAUUUCCAAGAAGCCCGUUGAUGGUGAAAAGGAGGAUGCCAAUGACCUGCUAGUCCGAGGUGGUUUCCUCCGACAGGCAUACUCUGGAGUGUUUCAUCUACUCCCACUCGGUUUACGCGUUCAAGAUAAGCUUGAGCGCCUGAUUGACAAGCAUAUGCGCUCACUCGGCGCAUCUAAGGUCUCUUUGUCCUCGAUAUCCUCGCAAGAAUUAUGGGGACAGUCUGGCAGACUGACCGACGGCUCAGAACUAUUCCGAUUUCAUGAUCGGAAAGACACCCCAUUUCUCCUGGCCCCAACACACGAGGAAGAAAUUACAACACUUGUGGGGAAUCUAACAACAUCAUACAAGAGCCUGCCUCUGCGGGUAUAUCAAAUAUCGCGAAAGUACAGAGAUGAAGCCCGGCCCAGACAGGGCCUGCUUCGUGGGCGAGAGUUUAUCAUGAAAGACCUCUAUACAUUCGACUACAGUGUCAGCGAAGCGCUGAAAACAUAUGAAGCAGUCAAACAUGCCUAUACCCAAUUAUUCGAUGAACUCAAGAUUCCCUACCUGGUCGCGGCAGCAGACUCGGGGAAUAUGGGCGGCUCAUUGAGCCAUGAGUACCACUUCAUCAGUCCCAAGGGCGAGGACGAAGUGGUCAGCUGCUCACACUGUGACCAUGUAUAUAACGAAGAACUUGCAGACGGCAAGACGCACAGCUCUGAGGAGUCCGAGCAGACCACUGCACCUGGCUUCCAGACCGAUGAUAAACUUGUCGAAGGUGGACCCACAAUUUCAACUGGCAUGUGGAUGGCUAUCUCUCACGAUAGCAACACCAUCGUGCGGAGCUGGCACCCCAAGUUUUCAAUGCAGAACGGCGCGACAGAGCCUGUUGAGCGCCAUGUCAACUCACACGCCGUCAAGGCGGUAGCGACCGCCGCUGGUAUUGAUCUCGAUCUAAGCGUGGAGAACCCACUAGAGCGAUGGACCGCCCACGUAAAGGCAAACAAGUCCUCGACGCAUAAGCCGCGCGUGUUGGACCUAUACGACUCGCAGGUUCGGGUAUACCAGCGCCCUCCGCUGAGUGAUCUCCUCCAGGAAGUUGGCUGCACGGCCUCGGACAUAGAUUACUCUAAGCUGGACCGAUUCCCUGGGACUUCAAACAAACUCAGCCUUGUCCGUGUGCAUGACGGAGACCAGUGCUCGCAGUGCGCACAUGGAACUUUGACUAGUCACUCUGCCGUGGAGCUAGGACACACAUUCCACCUAGGAACUCGAUACAGCAAAGUCUUGAAUGCGUCUGUUUCUGUCAACUCUGCUCUUCUCGAGGGAUCUUCGGAUGCAGAUGCGAAAUCCUCAGCCAAGGAACAAAUCGUACCCAUGCAGAUGGGAUGUCACGGUAUCGGUGUCUCGCGUAUGAUCUCCGCAGUGGCGAACCGCCUUGCUGAUUCCAAGGGACUCAAUUGGCCACGUGCUAUGGCACCCUAUGAGGUUGUGGUGGUUCCAGGAAAGGGGCUGGAAACCGUUGCGGAUCAGGUCUAUGAUAGUCUUACCGGCGAUGCCGCGGCUCCUGUCGAUGUUAUCCUCGAUGACCGUGACAAGAGUAUGGGCUGGAAACUUGGUGACGCAGAUUUGAUUGGAUACCCUAUCAUUGUUGUUGUUGGUAAUGGGUGGAAGAAGAAGGAAACUCUGGAGGUGCAGUGCCGUCGGUUGGGCGUUAAGGAGGAUGUGUCGUUGGAUGGACUGCGCACAUUUGUUGAGUCCUUGUUGGCGAAAUUGUGA
Molecule: messenger RNA, 1893 nt
Organism: Penicillium crustosum
Lineage: Eukaryota; Fungi; Ascomycota; Eurotiomycetes; Eurotiales; Aspergillaceae
Product: putative proline--tRNA ligase AIM10
Exons: 7
Coding region: 1-1893 (630 amino acids)
Biological process (GO): prolyl-tRNA aminoacylation
Cellular component (GO): cytoplasm; mitochondrion
Molecular function (GO): proline-tRNA ligase activity; ATP binding
Source: RefSeq, a predicted model, not a curated record